Messenger RNA from Eublepharis macularius, 1116 nucleotides. It is a transcript of the gene SAPCD2, whose product is annotated as suppressor APC domain containing 2. The transcript is spliced from 6 exons. The record is from RefSeq and is a predicted model, not a curated record. Lineage: Eukaryota; Metazoa; Chordata; Lepidosauria; Squamata; Eublepharidae. Bases 1 to 1116 code for a protein of 371 amino acids.
AUGGCGCCGGAGCGCGGCGGUGAUGGGCGCUCGCUGCUCCCGGAGGAGCCGCCUUGCAGCACCGAAGGGUUGCCUAAGGCUUUCUUGCAAAGUUUGCGGACCCUCUUCGACAUCCUAGAUGAUCGCCGAAGGGGCUACGUGCACCUGCGGGAGAUCGAGUCCCGCUGGCUACAGCAGGGGACGGAGGCGAGGGAGUUACCCCGCGGCGUCUUAGAGGGGCUACGCCGAGCCGCCCCGGCCAGUGGCUACCUCACCUUCGAGAGGUUUGUGUUGGGAUUGCGAGCGUCUCUGCUCUGUUCGGACAAAAGCGGCAGUCCUCAGAUCGGCACCAAUAGCAGGGGUCCGGGGCGCAGAGAUGAAGGGACAGUUCCCGUUGAAGAGAAGGGAUUGGGAAGAGGCGGGGGCGCUUCUCGGAGCCUGGAGAAGAUCCCCAACCCUCGAGUGGAACCGAUUCCAUGCAAGAGAGAGGCUCUGACCUGCUCUCUAUCCACAGUGGGAGAUGCUGUCUGGAAGCCUGUGGCACACUCUAAGGCUCUUGGAGAGGCCCGAAGACAGCAGCGAGGCCGCUGUGGACACAGGAGACACACCCUCACUAACGGCGUGGACUAUGGCAGGCUGCAGCAAAUGAAGGAGUUGGAAAGAGAGAAGGAUUUUUUGCUGCAAGGGUUGGAGAUGGUAGAGCAGGCCCGGGAGUGGUACCACCAGGAAAUCCACAUCCUGCAGGAACGCCAGAAGCAACUGGGGAAAAGCAAAGUUCACAGCGACUUGCUCACUGAGGGAAAUCUGAGCCAGCUCAGCCACCUCCUGCCCAAGUUGCAAGAACUGAACCGCUGUCUCUGUGAACUGUUGUCUCUCUCAGCCAAGCCUCUGAGCUCUUGUUCUGCAGCUGUGAACAGCCCAGAAUGUGCCACCGUGUCUCCUCCUCCACUUGCAGGGCCCCAGCAGACCAUAAAUAUGUUGAAGGAACAGAAUCGGCUUCUUACCAAGGAGGUGACGGAUAAGAGCAAGCAGAUCACCUUGCUGGAGCAGGAGAAGUCGGCUCUCAUCAAGCAGCUGUUUGAAGCUCGGGCUCAGAACCACCAGGAAAGCAACCAGUUGGAUUCCACCUUCAUCUAA